This is a messenger RNA of Naegleria lovaniensis, 7929 nucleotides long. RefSeq lists its product as uncharacterized. The transcript has 5 exons. The record is from RefSeq and is a predicted model, not a curated record. Bases 1 to 7929 code for a protein of 2642 amino acids. Gene Ontology annotation, molecular function: protein binding. Lineage: Eukaryota; Heterolobosea; Eutetramitea; Acrasida; Naegleriidae.
AUGUUCCUCAAUAAUGGCCUCUCUUCACCACUGAGCCAUCCUCCCACCACUCCAACGGCUCAUGCGCACAGUAGUGAUCAGCCUCAAGAUAGGAAGAGGGUUCACCGUUCCAAUAACAAUAACUUGCUCAAUCUUAGUAUCAGCUCUCCGCCUUCUAGUACCGACAGCAGCGGUGAUGAUUACUUGAAUCAUGAUAUAACGACGACAGAUUCCAACGUUUCUCCAAUGUCUUUACGCAAUACCUCAUCCCUCUUCCCACCUAGUCCUUCAUCAACUGUUCAAUACAAUUCGGUUCAGAAUGGUUUAGAUGAAACACAUCUGCAAAAUGAUGGUAUUACAUUUCGUGAGGAAGAACAAUGUAUGACCAACUUUAAUGCAAAAUAUAUAUCACCUGUGAGCGAUGAUGGUAUGACCUCGUACAAGUCUGGCACUAGUCGAGAUGGAGUGGAUUACUUUAGGUGCAAACGGUUGAAAUUAAAGCAAGUAUCAGCCAAUAUUAAAUUUAAGGAAAUAUUUGAGAUGGUGAAACAAAUUCCACCUCCCGUUACACUUACUUUGAGUUUAACUCCAAAGGAUAUUUAUCAAUUUAUUCCUGAUCCACCAAGAUUUAAAACCGAGCCUCAAUCAGGACUUCAUCCCAAGCAUGUGGAUUUGCACAAGUACAAUCAAAUUCGAAUGAACGAUGAAAAGACAAGAUUCAAAUUAUUUGUCCCAUCUAAAUACGUGCCUCAUUUGCCACCAUUAAAACGAUUUGAUCAAUUCAUGCCCAUAGAGACUCUGAAUAGACCUGAAGAUUUAUACAAUGCAGUACCAUUGAAUAUUCAAAAGAUUGUAUUGGAGAAUAUUCGAGUGAAAACAGAGAAAUUUCAUCAACGAAUUUCUUCCUUUCAAUAUUGCAGUGUUCUAGUGAUGAGAAACAUGUAUCUCGAUUCUCUUGUGGGUAUUAAAUUACCUCUUCUCAGAGUGUUAGAUGUACGAUUUAAUCUCAUUGCAUCCUGUGAUCAAAUGACACCCAUGUUAAAAGAAUCACCAUUUCUUGAACAUUUAGUGGUUAUGGACAAUCCAUUAGAAAAGAUUCCAAAUUAUAGACAAAUUCUCAUUGGAAAUUGUCCAAGAAUCAUUUCAUUCAAUGGACAAACUGUUUUAUUUGGAGAAAAAGAGACUUGCAACGAUUUGUAUGGAAGUGAGACUAGUAAGAGCACAUUUUCAUUCCUAAGAUGGGAUGAAAGAAUGAACAACUUGUGCGAAUCAUUACAACUGGAAUCAUGGCAACCUGAGAGUAUUACUGUAUUGUCUCUUUCCAAUGCUAAACUCUCUGAAAUACAUGUUGGGAGUAUGGUUAAUUUAUGUAAAUUAGAUGUAUCCAAUAAUCAAUUGAAAACACUUGUUGGAUGUGGAUUAGAGAGGUUGGACAAGUUGAAAGAAUUCAAUGUAAAUUAUAACCAUCUUUCAAAUGAAUUGGAAUUGAAUGUACUGACCUAUAUUCCUUCAUUGAGAUAUUUAUGGAUUUGUGAAAAUCCAUUUCCAAAAACACCAUCGACCUCUGCUAGUUCAACAACGAAUGGAGAAGAGAAUUCCUCCUCAGACGACUCGGAUCGAAUUUGGUACUUGGUUGUUUUUCUAACGAUUAACUUAAAAGGAAAUAAUAGAAAUGUUGGGUUAUUAGAAUUAGAUGAUACCAUUAUUACGAUUGAUCAUCGAUUAAAGGCCAUCAAGAAAUACUCUCCAUCUGUAACUGAUGAUGAUUUGAGACGAUUGAGAUGGAAUUACAAUCUCAUUAAUCAUUAUGGACAUCAUCAAUUGAGAAAGUUAUGUAAUGGUCAAUUCAUGUCCAUAGUUACCAAACUCGUUUUAACAGAUUGCCAUUUAACAUUGGCAGAUUUGAAUUACUUUGUGUCUCUUGAAUAUAUUGAUUUACAUGGAAAUAAUUUAUUGAAAAUUAUUGGGUUGGAGAAAUUGAAGAAUUUGAGAUUUAUUGAUGUUUCAGGAAAUCCAAAAUUAAAUAGAGAUGAAGUCACUCAAGCACUCGGAAAGUUAUCAUCUCUCAUUCACGUUUCAUUGGCAACAGAUUUAACACAAGUAUUAUAUACAAGUAGCGGUGGAAAUGACAGUACCUUGAAUCAAUCCAUGAACAGUUCGAUCAGUGUGGUGACCACUGGUGGUAGUGAAUUUCAUUCUCCUUCUAGACUCAAAAUGAAUCAACACUCUCGCUCACCUCACAAGAUGGAUCCAUCUUUACACAAUUCAUCUUCCAUGAUGAUUUUAAAUCCUCACUCUGAAAGUACAGAAUUUGUGAGAAGAUUUUCCAUUCUCAAAAUACUGUUAGAUAAGAAUGACAAAUUACUUGUAUUAGAUAAUAUUAGAAUUGAUGUUGUUGAGAGAUCUCGAGUGAUUAAAGAGUUACGAGAUUUGUCAGAAAUUGAAGAACUCAAAUAUAGAUAUCAUUUGAGUAUCAUCUUGCAAGUCGUAACAAAUCCAUUCACAGACAAGGUGAAACUUUCCUAUAGAGAUAUUGUACCUGGAAAAUUGUAUGAUCCUCAAAGAAUUACAAAAUUAUAUUUAAGAGAAUGUGGAUUGAAGGAUGUUGGUACUGAUUUAUCUCCAUUCGUUAAUUUGACACUAUUAGAUUUAUCUCAUAAUAUGAUUAAUAAUGUGUUGGACAUUGGUUUACAAAAAUGUUGUGCCAUCAAAUAUUUAGAUUUAGGAUAUAAUAACAUUUCUAACAAACUCGCUGAUAUUGUGAAUAUCAUUAACCGAAUGACUGAUUUGGAAAUGAUCUCUAUCCAUGGAAAUCCAGAAAUUGAAAAGGUUAAAAAUUACAAGAUUAAGAUAUUGAAAGAAUUGAAUUUAACUGAUUUUGAUGUCAAUCCUAAAUUAGUAAUAUUCAAUACUAAAAUUACAAGUCAAGAAAGACAAAUGAUUUGGGAAGAAAAAGUAUCACGUUCCUUAUCACCUAUAGACAUGUCCUUUGAAUCUAGAUUACAACGAAUCAUUGAAGAAAAAGGAUACAAUAAGAAAGAUCCACUCUCAAUCACUGAAAUUAAUUUGAAUGAAUCUGGUAUUAGCGUGUUGGGAGAUUUUCUCUCCAAAUUGCCUCGUGUUGAAAAGUUAUUACUUCGUGGAAAUCAAUUCUGUGAGAGAUUAUCCAAAUCAUGCAGUGGAAUUUUAUCAUUGAGAUAUUUACGAGUACUUGAUGUGAGAAAUAACAAACUCACAGAUUUGGAAGAUUUAAUUUUCAUUGUGAAUCAAAAUGUAUUUUUAGAGUGUUUAGGUGUUUAUAGUCCACCUGAUGAGAAUGACGAUGCUAAUUAUCCAAAAAUGACUGAACAACAAGUCAGACAAGCCAUCAUCUCUAGAACACCUCGAUUAGCAAAUAUUUACUGUCCAUUUUGGGAAAUUGAUGAAAAAGAAAUUACCAUUGAUGAAAUUAUGAACUAUUGGCCAUACAACAAUGACCACAUUGAAAUCUCCAAUAAUAAGAAACUCUUUCGAUUCCAUCAUAGCCUAUUUAUGAAAUAUAUUCAAUCCAUUCAAGAAUUUGAUAUUUCUCAAAUCCAAGUUCAGUCUCACACCAUUGUUUCAUUAGACUUGUCCAAUUCCAAACUAGUACAUGUCGAUUUUACGAACUUUGUGAAUUUAAAGAAGCUAUCUCUACGAAAUAAUCUCUUGGAUGAUGAUGCAUUUAAUGGUAGUGGUCUCUAUCACACUCCAAUUGAACAAUUAGAUCUUCAACAUAAUUGUAUUGAACAUUUAGAGACUAUUUCUAAAUUUAUUGAUGAAAAGAUGAACACUCUUCAUCAACUCUAUUUAAUUUAUAAUCCAUGUUUCAAGAUGAAGCAGAAGGAUCGUACUCUCAUUGCACACACGACAGAAAAUCAAGCCAUUUCUCCAGGUCUAAAUGUUUCAUUGAAUGACAUGGAACAAGUUCUAUUAGUGAAUCCAUCCAUUGUUGAAUGUUCAAGCGAAUAUAUUGCUUCAAGAAGAAAAUUAAUUUCAUUAUUGAAAUCAUCUAAAAAUCCAAAAUGGUCAUUUAUGUUAGAUGGUCUCUAUGUGAGUGUGAGUGAGAGAUGUGAAUCAAUAUCCAAACAAGUUACAAUUCAUGAAUUAGAGACCAUUCGAUUAGAAUUAAUUCUCAAUGAAUCUAAAUAUAGUGAAUUGCAAGCAAAUACCACAACAAGUAUUACACUGAAUUUCAAAGGAUUGAUUUUAUUGAACUUUGACAUCCUUUCAAAAUACCAAAAUUUAAUACAUUUAGAUUUGAGAGGAAAUUCUAUUAAACAAUUGGAUCGAAGAAUAUUCAAAACGUUACGAAAAUUGCAUUACUUGGAUUUGAGAGAUAAUGAUCUAUCAACGAGUGAACAAGAUGGUGUAUUGAAUGUCAUUGGAGAAUGUCAUUCUUUGAGAGUGUUAUACUUGCAGAGAUGUGGUAAAGACAUCUUUUUGGAACCAUUCGAAUAUCAUGUUCGAGUAUUUUCAACACUUCGAUUAUUAGUGAGUGUUGAUGAUGUAAUGAAUCCUUUUCCUCUCUCAAAAUCUCAAUUAUUAGCGAUUCAAUAUUUGGAAAAUAAUUAUCAAUUAUCACCCAAUUCACUUUCAGAUAUUGUAAUUGAGAUUGGAAUUGAAUCGAAUGCACAAUUUUGGACAGUCUUGUUAGCAUUGAGUUGUCUCGUAACAUUAUAUGAUUCAAAGAAUACGACAAAGGUGGGAAAUAUGAAUAGACAGAGUGCCAGUGUCAUGGUGAACCAAACCUCAUCAAUAACAACACGUCAUGAUGAGACUGCCAUCCUCACAGAUUCAAAGGUCCAAUCAUCCUCCAAUAAGGCUAUCACUCCACCGCCGUUAACAUCAUCCUCUAACAAGGCAUGUACACGGUCGCCAUCAUUAUCUUCACCCAACACUCUCACCAAUACUUCACAAUUUGAUUUAAUUGGACCAAAAUCUAUUCAUUUCUCUUCUAUUCAAAUUCCAAUACAAGAUUAUAGAUUUUUAUUAUUGAGCCAUGUGAGAACAUUGGAACAAGUGGAUGGAAGUCCAGUACAUUCCAAUGAAAAGAUUCAUAUCAGUGUUGAAAUUUCUAAAUUAAGAGAUUUAAUGGAUCGAAAAUAUUCAUCUUCAUUGGAUACUUCACUCUCCAUGAUUCGACCUGUAUUGACGUAUUCAACGGUCAAGAAGAGUAUUCUCGCACAAAUCAAGAAGGAAGCAGCAACGAAUGCCUUACUCUCUCAAGUCAAGAAUACAAGUAUGAUUUCAGGAAGGAUGAUUUCGGAUGAUGAAAAACGAACAACCAACACUCCAAGGAUGAAUAUUAUUGAGUCCACUAAUGGUAGUCAUGACCAUACGUCAAAAAGACUCAAAAACUCCUCUGUUGUUACCUUCGCUCAUCCCAUUCCAAUCAUUGAACCUCAAACCAUUGAUGCUCCAAUAGUACCUUCACAACAUGGAUCAACUAGUCUAUUAACGACUGAUAAGAGAUCUCAUCUCUUUUUAAAUGAUCCAUAUGAUGCACUUGUACCUUUUAAAUUUAUUCAAGAUAAUUUUGAUAAUAUUUCUAUUAUUCAAUACUACAGACAAUUAUUAAAUAUUAGAAAUCAAAUGGGAGAUGUAUUUGAAGGAUUUUUAAAUAGAAUUGAAAUGAUCCUAUUUUCAUUACAAUUAUUUGCAAUAUGUUUCUCUUUUACCAUUCCAUGGCCACAAUAUUUUACAAUGGUUGUGAAAUGGGUUGUAUUAAGUAUUGGAAGUAUUGAUUUGUUGUGGAAUACCUUUCAUGUGAAUAAUUAUUAUUUUAAAUAUUCUAUUGAAAUGAUGUUACCAUUACUAUUUUUAGUAUUAUUGUUAUGGAAUCCAUCGUUUGAUCGAUUGAAAUUAUUAUUUGUAAAGAAAUUGGGAUAUACAUUACUUUCAAGUGUUUUGAUGACCAUUAUUCUAGUAGUGAUUGGAACAUUAUUAGCAUUGACUGUAUUUCCACAGUCCUAUCAGAGUAUUCUACAAGGUAAAGCACCCAACGUUACUGAUGUUUGGAUUGUGUUAGGUGUGAUUCUCAUUCUCAUCAUUUCUUUAUGGAUCAUGUUCUUGAUUUACAUGAUACUAUUUCGAUUGAAAUACCAAAACUAUUCAUUCUUUUACUCUUACUUACUUAAAUCAAGACAACGUGUACUCUUUUUAUUAUUUACAUUCUUUUAUUUCAUUGCAUUGAGAGAUAUUAUAGCUACUUUUGAAUGUCAACAAGAUUUCAUUACCAUUGCAACUAUGAAACAUAAGAGUACAUGGAUUGAUUAUAUUGGAGAGUAUAAUACCACAAGUAGUAGUAGUAUUAGUAGUAGUAGUAGUAUUUUGAAUACAAGAAUUCAAAGUAGUAGUAUUUUGAAUAAUUCUACAACAACUACUUUGAAUUCUACUACAGUAAUGAAUAAUGGAACAGUAAUGAACAACACACUUCGAAUCUACAAAGAUGAAACAUGUCCACUCUCAUUCUAUAAUCCACUCUUAUAUCCAAUCAUGUAUUGGGUAUCGAUUGGAUUUGGUAUUUUAUAUUGUCUAUUCCUUCCACUCUUCUUCAUGAUUUUAAUUCAUAGAAAUUCAAACAAGUGGAUCCAAUCUUUGAAACAAGAUGAAAGGUUAUUGCAUUCAAAAAAGAUUCAAUAUACCAAUUGGAUCAAGAAGGAUCGAUUGGAAAAGAAGAAGAAGAAUUCAAGCAAUAAUAGUCAUAGUAGUGGUCAUUGUGCUCAACAUGGUAAUACCAAUUCAGGAGCAUUACAUCAUCGCCACACUGAUGAACAUGCAACACCCAUUCAAAACACUAGUACCAAUGAACCAUCCUCUCAACAUGUUGUUGCGAAUACCAAUGUUACUACUAUUCAUACGACCAUUCAAAACACUACCAAUGCUACUACUACGACCAAUGGUACAUUAUGUACAACCAUUCAAGAUUCCAUUUCAAAAGAAGAACGUAAACUCUUAUUGAAAUCCAUUCACAAAGAUGAACGUUUAUUAGAGAGAAAAUAUGUGAAAACCAUUCGACAAGAAGGCACAUGGGGUAUGAGUGUUUGGAUGGAAUCUUUAAAUCUUCAUCGAGGUAUUCCUCGUCAUUCCAUGAUACUUUCUCGAAUGAUUCCUCGUCAUUCCAUGAUCCUUUCUAGAAUCCUUGCUUGGUUUCAACACAUGUUUCGAUAUCAACACGUCUUGUACAUGAUGGAGAGAAUUGUAUUGUGUGUCAUUUCCUCUUUUUUAAAUACUCAUACAUGGAUUCAAGCACCUAUUGCCAGUGGAUUGUUAUUCUUAAUGGGAUUGUAUUGUAUGGUGUUGAGACCCUAUGCUGAAUUGAGUGAUUCUCUUUCCAGUGGUAUCAUUCAUUUAUUGUUAACAUUUAAUGUAUUAUUUGGAUAUUAUUUAUUGAGAAUGAAUGAUCUUGGUAAUGAGUUUGGAGAUUCUUGGAUUCUCUCUGAACAAACACAAAGUAUUGUUUUGUAUGUGGUGAAUGGAGUGGGUGUGUUGGGUGUGUGUGCAUUGUUAUUCCUCACUCCACUCGUAAGGAAAUUGAUUUGGAUGAGGAGAAAUUUAUAUGCACUUUCAUAUGAGGAUAAGUCUCAUGGUCGAUAUUCAAAUUCGACGUUUGCAUCAUCUUCUUUGCAACGAUCAAGACCACAACAACGAUUGACCAUGACAGGUUUGCAACCAAUAUCAUCAUUGAAUGAAAAGAGAUUGUCUAAGAGAAUUCAACAAGAUGCUGAAAUGAAAGAUUAUGCUUAUGAAAAUAGUUAUUUUGACAUGAUGGAUGAGGCAAGUUUUGACACCAACUUUAGCUAUUAUGGAAACUUGAAAGAUGAAAAGAAUGAAGUCAUUGAAAUUGAAUUACACUCACCCAGAGCAAACGUGUUGCAAUCCCCAAGAGCUCAACAAAUCAUUGCUCAGUCAAGUCAAUCCAAUGUUUGA